UCGCGAGGCACAUUCAUUUCCUCAUUGUAAAAGCGAUCGGUUCACAAUCUAAUUUUACUUCGGAGUAUUUUUUUAGUUGUCUGCAAUGGCCAACCCCACAGAUGCUGUCAAUCCACAGCCACAAAGUGGCAAGCACAACCACACCCAGGAGAGCGGUGAUGCUGGCCUGUCCUCCAACAUGGAGCACAACUUUGAUGAAAAUUAUAAAGGGACAGCCAUUCCUGUGGCAGAUACCGGAAGUUUUGUGAGACCUUUUCACAAACAAGUUGCUGAGAAGGAAGAAAUGAUGCCACUGUCUUUGAUUUUCCAACCACCAGAGCCUGCAUGUGCUAAGGAGGGCUUCAAACAUUUAGGUCAACAUCUACAUGCUGCCCAAAAUGAGUUACUGACAGAUGAAAGCAAAGAGGAAGCAGUCAUGGCUUCACCCAGAAAUGGAACCAUUUCAAACAAGGAAGGUGGAGGAGAACCCAAAAUGGAUGCCAGGAUGAACACAGACCCACCGAAAGGUCGACCAUCUAAGAAAAGAAGAAGGAGCAACUCCUCCAAGACAAUGGGACUUGCUGUGAUGGUGGUAGUCUCCCUGUGUGUUACUCCCUGUGUAGGAUCUGAGGCCGUGCAGUGUUUUACAUGCACGGACCAGGCGAGAUGCAAAAACCUGACUGUUAUUUAUGGGACAAGUGAUGACACUCAACUGUACAGAAGAUUACACAAUGAGACAUUUCCACGAUGCUCUGGAAUUCCUCCACUGCACAACAGUUCCUGCAUUGUUUGCCACGGCCACUCCAACAUCAUCAUCACUUGUCUCAGGGCGUACGAUAUUGAUGUGGAGGAUAAGAGAGGACACAUCUCAAACAUCUCAGUGGGCUGUGACCAAGAGGUGACUUCUAGGAGCCCACUUAGUGAAAUGAAUUCUCCUCCCAGUCCUGGUCAUGGACAUAUUGGAUUAUAUUGUAGCAUUGGAUUUCUGUUUAUGAUUAUAUGUGGAGCUGUUUACAGACACUGGAAGAUCAAAAGUAGGACUGAGAACCAACACCAACAGACAAAACCUGUGUGACCAGCACUGCAGUCAAUCUUUCUUUUCUUUUUUAUGGCUUUUAUAGUUUUUGAUGUGCUCUUUUGAACAAUAUGCUUAAAAAUAUGCAGCAUACAGCUAUAUAUUAUCAAUCUUCAGUUUUGCUGGCUAGCAAAUAAUGAUACACAAUUUGUGCAUUUUUUCCAAUUGUGCAUUUCAAUGUUUUAUUCAA
Messenger RNA from Mugil cephalus (flathead mullet), 1244 nucleotides. RefSeq lists its product as uncharacterized. NCBI's taxonomy places the organism in Eukaryota, Metazoa, Chordata, Actinopteri, Mugiliformes, Mugilidae. The transcript is spliced from 10 exons. The coding region runs from base 86 to 1054 and encodes 322 amino acids. The record is from RefSeq and is a predicted model, not a curated record.